AUGGCGAUGGUCUCGAGGCGUGCCAUUCAAAACCCUGGCAAGGGCGUGGCCGUGAAGCAGAAGCCGAGCAUCCGCAAGACAAUCGAGUCGAUGAUUAGCACGGGGAGCCAGGCCGAGUACUUCCGACCCGAGCAGACCAUUAUCAUCUUUGAUUGGGAUGACACGCUUUGCCCUUCCAGCUGGAUCCGCGCAAACAAGAAGGUUCUGAGCUUCUUCAAGCCAGCUCCGAACGUGGAGAAAUACCAGAAACCACUUCGCGAGUUGCAGGCAGCAGUGGAGGUGCUGCUCAAAAUGGCCAUGAAGUUGGGUACUGUCGUGAUUGUGACAAACGCCAUGGAUCCGUGGGUCGAAACCUCCUGCCGCAACUUCUUGCCCUCGCUUCUGCCGUUGGUGAGCACGCUUCCGGUCAUCUACGCGCGGUCCAUUUUCGAGCAGCAAGGUGUCGACAUCGCCCGCAGCCCCAGCAGGGGCUCAUCGCCUCUAAGCCGGCUUGCGAUGCCUGGCAUGUAUGCUGCCAACGGCCAGAAUCGCUUGGGGAACAUCAAUGCAAAGAUUGCAGCUCAGCGAGUCGAAGAGACGUCCCCGCAGAAGUGGAAGGAGGUGGCCUUUGCGCAAGAGAUCAAGGAUUUCUACUCUCGCUACCAGCACCAAAGCUGGAAGAACGUGAUUAGCGUUGGGGACUCCGUUUUCGAGCGAGAUGCAGUUCGCCGCGUCGUCUUGCAGCGGCCCACUCCACAAAAGAAGUGCAGAACCAAGACUUUGAAGCUCUUCGACGACCCUGAGAUUGAGGAGCUCGUUGCCCAAGUGAAGGUCGUGUACGAUGUCAUCAAUGUGAUGGUUCAAUAUGACGGCGAUCUCGACAUCGAGAUUGACGAGGAAGACCUGAAACUUGAUGGACCGCUCAUGGACAAGCUGCGAGACUAG
Symbiodinium natans is the source of this 924-nucleotide messenger RNA. The record is from the annotation of a GenBank genome assembly. NCBI's taxonomy places the organism in Eukaryota, Dinophyceae, Suessiales, Symbiodiniaceae.